AUGAGCCCAACGGGUUCCGACGGCACCUCACAGCAACAAAACCCGCGCGAUGCCCAAGAGACUGAUGUCCACGGGCUGAACGUGGCAGCAGACCCGUUUGAGUUGUUCGAGGGGACGCACUCUGAGUCAGGUGCGUCCGAUGCUCCAGGAAGGGGAAGCCGGAACUCUAGCGCAAGUUCUGAGCGACUAGAUAAGCUUGAAGGUCUCAUUGAAGGCAUGGCCAAACAACAGGCCAAGUUUAUGGCUGACCAAGCGGAGCUUCAAAAGCAGCUGCAGCACCGCACGGACACGCCAUCCUUCGAACACAAGUACGGAGAGUCGAGCGCGUUUACUGAUUUCAUCAAGGCUCGAGCACGGCGGAUGAGAGUAGGAUCUCUCGAUGCGUCGAUGAGGACGCCGACGCAGACGACGCCAGCUCCAGAGAUGCCGACGCCACCGACGGAGAACGCGACGAGUAUGCAACAGCGGAUGGCCGCACCCAUGGCAGAGCAGUUUGUGCCGCCACCAAACUUCGGACUCAAGGUGCCGAAGCCACGCGACCUGGACUGGCCGGGCUUCGCGAAGUUCGCGGGCAAGGAGGUGUAUCCUGGCCUUGGUGCGGAUUUCAAGACUUGGGGACUGCGAUUCUUGCAGCGACUGGCUGCAGCUCAGCAGAUGAGCGGUGGAUGCUUCCACUCUGGACGGCGGAGUCGCCGACACUGGAACAUGUGA
Messenger RNA from Phytophthora infestans T30-4, 711 nucleotides. RefSeq lists its product as uncharacterized. The transcript has 2 exons. Lineage: Eukaryota; Oomycota; Peronosporomycetes; Peronosporales; Peronosporaceae. Bases 1 to 711 code for a protein of 236 amino acids. The record is from RefSeq and is a predicted model, not a curated record.